This is a messenger RNA of Amphiprion ocellaris (clown anemonefish), 3987 nucleotides long. RefSeq names its product UDP-glucose ceramide glucosyltransferase (gene ugcg). Gene Ontology annotation, molecular function: ceramide glucosyltransferase activity. The transcript is spliced from 10 exons. Gene Ontology annotation, biological process: glucosylceramide biosynthetic process. The record is from RefSeq and is a predicted model, not a curated record. Lineage: Eukaryota; Metazoa; Chordata; Actinopteri; Pomacentridae. Gene Ontology annotation, cellular component: membrane. Bases 302 to 1486 code for a protein of 394 amino acids.
CCUCCGUCUCUCCGGUGGUCAGCUGACCGUCGGUCGGUCUGCUGACUGUCAAACCCGAGACUCGCACCACGACCCGGACACCCGCACCUCCAGGCCGAGCCCGGUCUCUGAGUGCCCGCCAGCGGAGCUCUCGACCCGGACUGGUUCCUGCAGUCCUCCGCCGUCAGCCGGAGGUCGAAUCUUUAGGCCCGAACAGGCCCAGCUCGUCGCUCCGAGAGCCGGAGUCUCUCUCUGGGCACGGUCCGAGGCCGCCGGUCCGCCGGUAGAUCCCCCCCGAGCCCGUGUGACCCCGUGAACCGCCAUGGCCGUGCUGGAGGCCGCCAUGCAGGGACUGGCCGUGUUCGGCUUGAUCCUGUUCCUGGUGCUGUGGCUGAUGCACUUCAUGUCCAUCAUCUAUGUGCGUCUCCACCUCCACAGGAAGAGGUCGGAGGUGAAGCAGCCAUUCGGGCAGCUGGUUGGAGUUUCUCUGCUGAAGCCUCUGAAGGGCAUCGACCCGAACCUCAUCUCCAACCUGGAGACAUUUUUUACACUGGACUACCCCAAGUAUGAGAUCCUGCUGUGCGUUCAGGACCAGGACGAUCCGGCCGUUGAUGUCUGUAAGAAGUUGUUGGGAAAAUACCCCAACGUUGACGCUCAACUGUUCAUCGGGGGGAAGAAAGUUGGAAUCAACCCCAAGAUCAACAACCUGAUGCCAGGCUACGAGGCGGCCAAGUACGGCCUGGUGUGGAUCUGCGACAGCGGCAUCAGAGUGAAACCUGACACCCUGACAGAUCUGACCAAUCAGAUGACGGAGAAGGUGGGGCUGGUCCACGGGUUGCCGUAUGUCGCCGACCGCCAAGGGUUCGCUGCCACUCUGGAGCAGGUGUACUUUGGGACGUCCCACCCUCGCUCCUACAUCUCGGCUAACGUGACGGGGAUAAAGUGUGUGACGGGGAUGUCGUGUCUGAUGAGAAAGGACGUGCUGGAUCAGGCCGGUGGAUUGGUCGCCUUCGCCCAGUACAUCGCCGAGGAUUACUUCAUGGCUAAAGCUAUCGCUGACAGAGGGUGGAAGUUCUCCAUGGCAACACAGGUGGCGCUGCAGAACUCUGGGUCAUACUCGAUUGGCCAGUUCCAGUCCCGCAUGAUCAGGUGGACCAAGCUGAGGAUCAACAUGCUUCCUGGGACGGUCCUGGAGCCCGUCUCUGAGUGCUUCCUGGCCAGCCUCAUCAUUGGCUGGGCUGCUCAUUACAUCUUCAGGUGGGACAUGAUGGUGUUCUUCAUGUGUCACUGUCUGGCCUGGUUUCUGUUCGACUACGUCCAGCUGACCGGAGUUCAGGGCGGCCCGCUGUGCUUCUCCAAGCUGGACUUCGCCGUGGCCUGGUUCAUCCGGGAGUCGAUGGCGGUGCAGAUCUUCCUGUCGGCUCUCUGGGACCCGACCAUCAGCUGGAGAACCGGACGGUACCGGCUGCGCUGCGGAGGUACCGCCGAGGAGAUCCUGGACGUCUAGUUACCACAGCAACAGGCCCCUCCCCCUCCACAGAGAGCCGGAGUCAGAGACUGAUGUUUGUUUUAUAUGAGACGAUACUGAAGUAAGGGUGUGUGUGUGUAUGAGUGUGUAUAAGAGUGUGUGUGUGUGUGUGUGUGUGUGUGUGUGUUUGUGUGUGUGUAUAAGAGUGUGUUUUUAACUAUUUAUGUUUCUUUUGGUGCUAAAAAUAAAAGACAGCAGAAAAAAACAAUGAGAGAGCAGGAAGGAAGAAAGAAAACAACACAAAAAAAUCCAGAGUGUCGCAUCGCACUGAAUUAUCUGAUCUUUGAUCAGGAAGAAAAGUAGCCAAUCAGGAGGGAGGUGAAGCACAACUCUCCACCCGGUUGGCUGAUUAUAACGUUUUCGUGUUUCUUAAAGUUUUGUUGGGAUGCAAACCAGAGACGAACCAGCAGAUGUUUUACUCUGAAUCAAAAAAGAACAUUUCAGCCUCCAGGUGGGUUUAGCUCCACCCACGUCCCACCUGUCACCUGCAGCUGCCACUCCCGUCAUCGUGUGUAAACAUGUAAACAAUGAACCAGAAGACAGUUCCUCCCGAACUAGUGUUUGUUUGCCAGCAUCAUCUGAAAUUAGCUAAUGUGUGACAUGAACUAGCAUUAACUGAAGCUACCUAAUGUUUGUUGUUGGCUAGUUUAGGCUGACAACUGACAUUAGGUAGCUAAACAUUAGCCAAAGCUAAUAUUCGCUAAUGUCCUGCUAGCUAGCUAAAGCUAAUAUUUACUCAUGUGGAAACCAGCUGGACUUCUCUCUGGGAGGUUUCAGCUUGAGCUAACAUUAGCUUUAACUAGCUAGCGUUUGUUAUUUACCAACAUUAUCUUAAAUUAGCUAAUGUGUGACAUGAGCUAACAUUAGCUAAAGCUGAAGUUUAGGGUUACAACAAACAUUACGUAGCUAAACAUUAGCUAAGGCUAAUGUUUAGUCAUGUAGAAACCAGCUGCACUUAUGUCUGUCUAAGAAGUCCAGUUGGAUUCUACUGAAAACAUGCUAAUGUUGACUGAUUACAAACAUUAGCCAACAUUAGCCUAAACGAGCCAACAACAAGCAUUAUGUAGCUAAAGCUAAUGUUAGCUCAUGUAGAAACCAACUGGACUUCUGCAUGAGCUAACAUUAGCUUUAGCUAGUCAGCAUUUAAGUAAGUUCUAAAAGGACAAAACGAUGAAUUAAUGUCAGAAGAUUUAACCUGCAGCUUAAUCGGUAAUAUCUGUUAGCGUGUUAGCUUAGCAUUUAGCUCCACACAGCUAACUUAGUAACUUAGGUCAAAUCCAGUUGAUUUUUCAAAGUAAAACAUUUGUGGUGAAGUUUAAAUUCUCUGCUGUUUGCUUCCAUCGUUUCUGCCAAGGAAAAAAAAUUAAAAUACAAAUAAUUUUAAGUUGACUUUUUGCCCCCAAAAAAAGAGCAAAAAGAGUGUGCAGCCGUUUGAUUGGUUGAAAACAUAUGAUUUACUGAAAUAAAGAGUGUUUAGGAUCACCGUUUGGAGGAAAAUGUUACUUGUUCUGCGUUUCAGCAGUCGAUGGAAAGUCGAUUUGAGCCAAUAGUGGAGACAGUUUUUACCGUCGCGUUCUUUUGGAGUUAAUGGAGACAGGAUGGCAGCUUGAACGACAAAAUCAUCCCAACUAUAAAAACAUUGCUGUUACAGAACCGACAUCUUUGAGGAUUUUAAAUGUCGGCAGGAUCAAAAAAACGUUUAUUAUUCCCUCGUCUGACCAAGUUAAAGCUACCUAAUGUUUGUUAGCUAGUUUAGGCUAAUGUUGGCUAACAUUUGUAAUCAGUUAACGUUAGCUUGGUUUUCAGUAGAAACCAGCUGGACUGAAGAAGCUCCCAGAGAGAAGUCCAGCUGGUUUCUACAUGAGCAAACAUUAGCUUUAGUUAGCUAGCAUUUGACAUUAGUGAACAGUAGCUUUAGCUAGCUAGCAUUUGUUAUUUGCUGACAUAAUCCAAAAUUAGCUAAUGUGUGACAUGAGCUGACAUAAGCUAAAGCUACCUAAUGUUUGCUGUUAGCUGGUUUAGGCUAAUGUUGGCUAAUGUUUGUAAUCAGUUAACAUUAGCUAAAGCUACCUUUGUUUGCUGUUAGCUAACAAAGUCAGAAAAGUCACCACAGAAGACAAAGGAAACAAAACCGGCUGAUGAGAGAAUCUUUGUUGAUAAAAAUGUUUUUUUAGUGAAUCCAGUAUUCUGACGCAAAACGGUCGAAACAUUUCACCCGUCUAACACAGGACCAAAAAACAGUCUGAACACUGUGUGUGUAGGUGUGUGUGUGCGUGCGUCUGUGAUCAUGUUUCAUAAAGCUGUUCUGCUUCACUCUUAGCUGUUAGCGUAGCCACUUGGGGUUUGGUUGAUGACAUCAGCUGUGAUGUUGGACGAGCCCCCUCCCCCGACGUUAUCGGCUACAGUCUGCAAACCGACCAAUCACAGUUGAGGAUUGUGUCAACACAGGAACAAUAAAGUUUUAUCCUUUCAAAGCUGAA